Perca fluviatilis (European perch) is the source of this 732-nucleotide messenger RNA. RefSeq lists its product as uncharacterized. The record is from RefSeq and is a predicted model, not a curated record. The transcript is spliced from 3 exons. NCBI's taxonomy places the organism in Eukaryota, Metazoa, Chordata, Actinopteri, Perciformes, Percidae. The coding region runs from base 1 to 732 and encodes 243 amino acids.
AUGACUUGCGCGGUCGCUGGACUGGCUCGAGUACAGUGUGGCGAUUUAGCAUUCAGCCAACACGAAGACACGGUUACAGUGCUCAAUAGGCUUCUCCCAUCGCCCGACGUGGCGGUGGUGAGUAUAGACACGGAACCAGAAAUCGAGGGAAAGACGCGAUGCCAACAUCAUCUUCAAACACGCUGCGGGCAUUGCUCACCGAACGCAAACCCCCUAUUCCCAGAGUUCGCCAAGUGUCAACAUCAUAAUCCGUCAACUGUGGCAGUCCGUCAGGAGCAGUAUCCCAUACUAGACGGCUUCCUAGCCCUUAGCUACGAUACGACUAGGCCCAAGACACCCAACGUACCCCUAGACAGAUUUGGGCGAAUAUACAAGCCUCUAAGGUCUACCAAAGAAGCCAGUCCAUGGAGUCUCUACACAGAUAUACCCCGGGACCUCGAAUGUGCCACCGACAUAGAAACACUGAUAACCACAAAGGACACAGUUCUGGGGCGAGGAGGCUUUGGGGUGACCGUUCGGCUCGACAAGGACCUCGUUGCAAAAACCAACCUGUUUCCAGACAUGGUGAACUGGAGCAGGCCUGAGAUAGACUCGGACUUUAAUCGCUAUGCACACAUUGCCUCACAAGUGGAAGAGGUCAUGAUGGGUGUUUCGAUGAAACACGGCAACAUCUUGCGCACAUUAGGCGGCAUUGCGCGCCUGUACCCUAAUCGGGUUAACUGGAGCUCCUGA